Aspergillus calidoustus is the source of this 1920-nucleotide messenger RNA. The record is from the annotation of a GenBank genome assembly. Lineage: Eukaryota; Fungi; Ascomycota; Eurotiomycetes; Eurotiales; Aspergillaceae.
AAAAGGGAGGAAAGAUCAGCUGCGAGGCGUCUCUCUUUGUCUGACCAGAGUUCUCGUCAAAAUGAGGACACUAAUUGCCCUUGCUCCUUUUCUCUGCCUCGCCUCGCUGGCCAGCGCCGCUACAUAUGGAUACAAUCAUGUUCCUCUUAGAAAAGACUCCGAAACUGUUGCCGGUGCUUUCCCAGAUGUCGACAAUAUCCAACUCCUCUCUCCAGCCUUCCUAAUGCCCGAUGUUCGACUUCCUGGAUUCAGCAAUGGAACGCAGGGUCCAUCUUCCCAGGAAGAUUUGGAGGCAUUUCUCGAAAGGAUUGCCGGACGCAACGACUAUAUGACCUAUGGCACCGCCGACUUCACCUCGGAAGAGCACCGCUCGUUUCCCUACGUUCACCUCGCCACUACUGGUCGCAGAAGCCCCCAUCGCCGCGGCGCCUCCUCCAAAGUGCGCGUUUGGAUCCAGGGCGCUGUGCACGGCAAUGAACCCGCCGGCGACGAGGCCACACAAGCCCUCUUAGGCAAAUUCGACGACGACUCGGAAUGGGCGGCCUCUGUUCUCGACAAGCUGGAGCUUGUCAUCCUGCCGCGAUAUAAUCCUGACGGGGUUGUCUAUUUUCAGCGCACGCUGGCAACCAAUUUCGACCCUAACCGCGACCAUAUCAAGCUCGCUCGACAGCAAACGCGAGAUAUUAAACAACUGAUGAACAGUUUCCGGCCGCACGUUAUCGUCGACAUGCACGAAUACUCAGCGUAUCCGACCUUUGGUGGCGGUAAGUACGUGCAUGGCUCCGACGGCCUCUUUUCAGCAGCGAAGAACCUCAAUAUCCACGAGAGAAUCCGCAAGCUCUCCGAAGAGCUCUUCGCCAAGAACAUCGCGACUGAUAUGGAAGCUGCUGGCCUGCGCGCUGAGCCGUACGUGACCGGGUCUUCGGUCUCGAAUUCCUCCAUCGUCGCCGACUUUGCCGAGGCCGGCACGGACGGUAAGAUCGGUCGUAAUGCAAUGGGCCUGACCCAAGCUGUCGUCUUCCUUCUUGAGAUGCGCGGUAUCGGAAUUGCCGACCAAGAGUUUCAGCGUCGCACAGCCGCCGGUCUGACCAUGCUGGGCAGUAUUGUGCAAACAGCUGCCGACAAUGCUAACAAGGUGUUGAAGACCGUCGAGGACGGCAUUGAGGCUUUUAUUGAGUCAACCGACGAUAUUGUUGUCACGGACUAUAGCGAGAUUGAGAUUCGUCCCUUCACCAUGAUCGACCGCGAGAAUGGCAGCGUGGUCCACCCAUCUGUCCGUUUCGCCUCGACGACCCCCUCCAUCGCGAACCUCACUCGCUCCCGUCCUGAAGCCUACCUAAUCCCCGUCGCUUGGGCCAACCUGGUCGACCGUCUGAAAGCGGCUGGCUUGGAAGUCGAGACGCUGGAUCAACCAUUUGAGGGGACCGUCGAGGCGCUGACCGUCACAUCCGCCAAGAUCGAUACCUCCUACUAUGAGGGGGUAAUUCGUGUGACGGCGACGACGGAGAGCAGUGAGCGCGAGCUCCAUCUUCCAAAAGGUAGCUUCCGCGUGAGCACUAGACAGAAGAAUGCGGCGCUGGCGAUGGUGGCCUUGGAACCGGAGAAUAUCGACUCGUACGUUUCGUUCAACAUUGUUCCGGUGGAGGUGGGAGACGAGUAUCCAAUCUUCAGGGUGAUGUCUUAGAGAUAUAUAGGUCAGCGAUAGUAGUAUCGCCACAUAUGCUCUCUUGCUAGGCUAUUACAUCACAUCUUGCGUACUAUAUAUAUACUGCCCUGGAAAACAUCAUUGCAAUCUAUGAUCCGAGUCGCCGAUACAUCUUUGGAAUUUUACCUUGCUGGCUCCUGUAUCAUCGUUUUCGAAAAUAUAUAUCGCGUUUUCUCUUGAUCAAUUACACACAAGCAACGUAUUUCAUGCGGAGA